Perca flavescens (yellow perch) is the source of this 1722-nucleotide messenger RNA. It is a transcript of the gene clta, whose product is annotated as clathrin, light chain A. Lineage: Eukaryota; Metazoa; Chordata; Actinopteri; Perciformes; Percidae. Gene Ontology annotation, cellular component: clathrin coat of coated pit; clathrin coat of trans-Golgi network vesicle; synaptic vesicle membrane. The transcript is spliced from 5 exons. Gene Ontology annotation, molecular function: clathrin heavy chain binding; structural molecule activity. The coding region runs from base 124 to 735 and encodes 203 amino acids. The record is from RefSeq and is a predicted model, not a curated record. Gene Ontology annotation, biological process: intracellular protein transport; clathrin-dependent endocytosis.
CGUCCGUUUCCGCUUCGCAAGCUUUUUAUUGUCGUCCUUCUUCCCGUUGAGCUAGUCGGUUUCGGUCAACCGCUACACCUGCCUACCGUUACUGAUAGUUAUCCUCCAAGAAGUACUCACAACAUGGAUGAUUUUGACAUGCUGAACGCGCCCUCGGCUGGAAACGGUGUAGGCUCGGAAGAGGACCCCGCUGCCGCGUUCUUGGCCCAGCAGGAGAGCGAAAUCGCGGGGAUUGAAAACGACGAAGGCUUCAGCAUCCUGGACAGCGGAGAGGUCCCUUCGUCGCUGGUAGACUCCUCCAACGAUGGUGCUGUCAAUGGAGAUAUUCAUGUGGAAAGCAAUGGUCCAUCUGACGCCUAUGCAGCAAUUUCCAGUGCAGACCGGCUGCAGGCCGAACCUGAAAGCCUACGCAAGUGGAGGGAAGAGCAACGUGAACGGCUGGAGGUGCUAGAUGAAAACUCUCGCAAGCAGGAGUCAGAGUGGAAGGAGAAAGCCAAGGUGGAGCUGGAAGAGUGGCAUGCCAGGCAGAACGAGCAGCUGGAGAAAACCAAAACCAACAACAGGGCGGCUGAGGAGGCCAUGAUUUCGGACCUGGAUGAGAACGACCCCGGCACGGAGUGGGAGCGGGUGGCUCGGCUCUGCGACUUCAACCCCAAGUCCAGCAAGCAAGCCAAAGACGUGUCUCGCAUGCGCUCCGUCCUCAUCUCCCUGAAGCAGUCCCCGCUAGUCCGCUAAGCAGCCAAGGCUGCUCAGGGCGUCAUUCCAUGUCAUCCUCUCUCACCACACACCAACCAACCCAAACGACCACAAUCUCUAUUCUAAAGACAGGGGGCUUACAUCCCUUCUGCAUAUGUUUGCCCCCCCCCCCCUCCCUAGUGGAAGGAUAUAGCCAGUGGUCCUGACCUCCUCUAUCUCCACCUGGCAGGUCUGUAGAGAUUAUAGCCUUAAAGCACUAGCUCACCAUUUCUUGCCCCCUCAAAGAUUUUCAUCUGUGUGCAUAUCUUCCUCAGACCAAUCAACAUCUUGUUAUUCAUCUUCCUCAUUGUUUAACACACUAAGAUCGACACCAGGUCUGUUUCGAUGUUGUGUAAAACUUGUGUAAGGGUGGUGAGUUGGGACACUAAAAGGGAAGGGCUGAUGUUUGUUUGGGCCUCCAGCUACACUACAACCUGCUUCACACGACCCCCCCCAUCAAUAUCAUUCCCAUCAUGCUGUACUUUUAACUCUGACCUACCAGGUUUGAUUGGUGUUAAAUGGUUUUAUUCACCUCUUUGUUUCCCAUCCUUACAAAAAAGAAAGUAUCUUCAGAAUGUUUCUUUUUUUUUUUUUUUUUUUUUUUUUUAAGGACCAAACUCUAAGACAAAACUCAAAAUUCAGUGUGUGUACUUUUGAACUGUGUGUGUAGAGCCAGUUUGUGGCAUAUUGUGUUAAAUUUUCCAACCUAUGCAUUUCCUUUUGAAAGCCUCUCCCCUCUCCAGUCAGGAACUAAACAAAGUGUGUUUAAACCUCAACAGUUUGUGUGUAUGUACUCUAUGCGUGUACCUAUGUACAUAUACAGAAGGCAAUAUAUAUACAGUAUAUAAAACGUUAAUGUCACUGAAAUUACACAGUUGUGGUUUUAAAGAGAACUAGAUGUUAGCCAGCUGUUGCUUGACCAUGCGUGUUCAUUGUCCAUUUGAUUUCAGUAUCAGUAAAAACUGAAUAAAAGCAGUCUUCCUGUCA